UGGCAAAACUCAAAUUCCACCAAUCUUCUCGAAGGUCUGGGACAUCUCAUCCAUGUCUCCCGCUCUCUUUCUCUCUCUUUCCCCUAUACCGAACCAUUCCCAAUUUCCCUCCAAUUCCAACUCACUCUCAAAUUCCUCCAUUCGCAUCUUAAACCUUCAACGGAUUCAUUCCUUCAAGCCUCCGCCCAUUUCCACCACCACCACCGCCACCACGAACCACCCAGAUCAUUCAAUCUCAUCACAGCCCGUUUCGGGUACCGAUGCCGCCAUUAAAAUGCCCACAGCUCCUUGGAUGAAAGGUCCUCUUCUUCUCCAGCCCAAUGAAGUCCUGGACCUCUCCAAAGCAAGACCCAAGAAAGUAGCCGGCAGUGCCGGAGCUGAAAAGCCUGACCGGUCUCUGACCGAGAAAGUGAGCGGCGGAAGAGGGGCGAAGGCAAUGAAAAAGAUCAUGCAAAGCAUUGUGAAACUUCAAGAAACUCACACUUCAGACGAGACACAAGAAAAUACAGAAGAAUUUGAAUUUGGGGUUUCACUUGAAGGGAUUGGGGGAGAUGAGAAUUCGAGAAUCGGCGGGAAAAUGCCGUGGUUGAAGACGGAGAAGGUUGUGUUUCGUCGGACGAAGAAGGAGAAAGUGAUGACUGCCGCGGAAUUGACUCUUGAUCCAAUGUUGCUGGAAAGAUUGAGAGGCGAGGCUGUGAAAAUGAGAAAAUGGGUGAAGGUCAAGAAAGCUGGGGUGACUGAGAGUGUUGUCGAUCAAAUUCACAUGGUUUGGAAGAGCGAUGAACUUGCCAUGGUCAAAUUCGACAUGCCUUUGUGCCGGAAUAUGGAUAGAGCGCGGGAGAUUCUUGAGAUCAAGACCAGAGGCUUGGUUAUUUGGAGUAAGAAAGACACUCUUGUUGUUUAUAGGGGAUCCAAUUAUCAGUCAACUUCAAAACAUUUUCAAAAGAUGCGUCCAGGACUUGUAGCUAGUGCAGAUGCUUCUAACUCAAAACUCAAUCAAUCAAAUUUUGAAGACGACCUUACAAUUUCUGAAAUAAAAUUUCAUGAAAGUACCACUGGUGAAAAGUUGGGCAGGAAGGAUGGAGAAGAGGACUCUUCACCCACUGGCAUAUUUAUGGAGGAAAUGGUGGAUUCUCAACCUGUAAAUGGGUCAUUGUAUGAGAGGGAAGCGGAUAGAUUACUAGAUGGCUUAGGACCUCGAUUUAUUGACUGGUGGAGGCCAAAACCUCUUCCAGUUGAUGCAGACUUGCUUCCAGAAGUGCUUCCUGGAUUUAGGCCUCCAUUCAGGCUUUCCCCACCUCAGACUAGAUCAAAGCUGACUGAUGAUGAAUUGACAUACUUGCGGAAGCUUGCUUACGCUCUACCAACUCAUUUUGUCCUUGGGAGAAACAGAAAGCUUCAAGGAUUAGCUGCUGCUAUAUUGAAAUUGUGGGAGAAAAGUCUGAUAGUAAAGAUUGCAAUAAAGUGGGGAAUUCCAAACACUAAGAAUGAGCAAAUGGCAAAUGAGCUCAAGUGUCUCACUGGAGGAGUUCUGUUACUGCGUAAUAAGUUCUUUAUCAUACUUUAUAGAGGCAAAGAUUUUCUUCCUUGUAGAGUUGCAAAUUUAAUAGUUGAGAGAGAAGUGGAGUUCAAAGGAUGCCAAAUUCGUGAAGAAGAUGCCAGGCUGAAAGCAAUUGAAACUUCCUUUGUGACUGAUGAACCGCUGGCAAACACUAGCACUACUGGAACAUUAUCAGAAUUCCAGAAUAUAGAAACAGAAUUCAGGGGCCUGAAAGAUGGAAAUACGGAGAUUGAAGUUGAAUUGGAAGCUGAAAAAGAAAGAUUAGAGAAGGAACUGAAAAAGCAGGAGCGCAAGCUUUUCAUUCUUAAAAUGAAGAUAGAGAGGUCAGCCAAAGUGUUAGCAAAGUUGAAUUCUGCUUGGAGACCUGCUGAUCAUGAUGCAGACAAAGAAAUGAUAACAGAAGAGGAGAGAGAAUGUUUCAGAAAGAUAGGACAGAAAAUGGAUAGCAGUCUCCUUCUUGGAAGAAGAGGGGUCUUUGAUGGUGUAAUUGAAGGCCUCCAUCAACACUGGAAGCAUAGAGAAAUAGUCAAGGUGAUCACAAUGCAGAGAUCAUUUUCACAGGUCCUUUAUACUGCAAAGUUGCUUGAAUCAGAAAGUGGAGGAGUUCUAGUUUCAAUAGACAAGCUAAAAGAAGGCCAUGCUAUAAUCAUCUAUCGUGGGAAAAACUACAGACGCCCUAUAAAGUUGGUGCCCAAGAAUCUUCUGACUAAACGAGAAGCAUUAAAUAGGUCCCUUGAAAUGCAGAGAAUUGGAUCACUUAAAUUUUUUGCAUAUCAGAGACAGCAGGCAAUCUCAGAUUUGAAGCUUAAACUGUCAGAUCUACAGAAAGGAAGCAGAAGAAUUGAUCAAAGAGAAUCUGAAAAGUUCACAAAGCAUGAGCCACCUGAUGUGCCAUAUCAUGAAUCCUAUUUUCAAGGGGUAAAAAGGUGUGGGUAUGCCAUCAGAGGGGAGUCCUCAGCUCACCAUCCUCCAAGUUAGCAAGUGUUCUUGGAAUCUUCAAAAUGUCUCUGGUAUAACAUACCCCAUGUCUUGCUUUAGCUUCUGCUGAGGCUGAAGAAGACUGCUGAAGACCUAUUGCCAACAGAAGAAGAAAAGAA
Vitis riparia (riverbank grape) is the source of this 2658-nucleotide messenger RNA. RefSeq names its product chloroplastic group IIA intron splicing facilitator CRS1, chloroplastic. The coding region runs from base 53 to 2539 and encodes 828 amino acids. Gene Ontology annotation, biological process: RNA splicing, via transesterification reactions. The record is from RefSeq and is a predicted model, not a curated record. The transcript has 9 exons. Gene Ontology annotation, molecular function: mRNA binding. NCBI's taxonomy places the organism in Eukaryota, Viridiplantae, Streptophyta, Magnoliopsida, Vitales, Vitaceae.